Molecule: messenger RNA, 780 nt
Organism: Ipomoea nil (Japanese morning glory)
Lineage: Eukaryota; Viridiplantae; Streptophyta; Magnoliopsida; Solanales; Convolvulaceae
Exons: 1
Coding region: 1-780 (259 amino acids)
Source: RefSeq, a predicted model, not a curated record
AUGGAUAUCCGGCAGAUUGAGGAGAGAUGCGCGGAAUUAACUCUAGCUGAGGAGGAAUCCGGUGGGAUGGAGGCACCCGAGAUCCAAUCCGACCUUGAUGCGGCGAUCCAACACAAAUUGGUGGGUCGGUUCCUCACAGACCAGCCGAUCAAAUUCGAAUAUAUGCAAGAAGUCUUGGCCUCGGUGUGGCGACCGGUGAUGGGCAUGCAUGUGGAGUCUUUGGCGGAUGAUAUGUUCCUGUUUCAAUUCCCCCACCCGAAAGACCUUCAGAGAGUCCUCGAUGAUGGUCCGUGGACGUUCGAAAAUAGUAUGCUGGUUUGCGAGACAGUUCCAAUCAAUACAAGGCCAGAGGAUGUCAAUCUGGACUCAGUCCUCUUUUGGGUUCAGAUACACGGACUACCGGCGGUGUAUGCUUCCAUUGAUUUCCUCAUGCGAAUUGGUAAUUAUGUGGGGACUUUCAUUGCCGUCGAUCCUCUGAAUUUUGGCGGCUCUUGGAGAAGUUUCAUUCGCAUCAAAGUGCAUAUGAAUGUCGCGACACCACUGAAAAGACGUAUGAAGCUAUUUCGGAAGGAUGGUACGUCGCAAUGGGUCUCUUUUCGGUAUGAGAGACUCGGCACUUUCUGUUUCUGUUGCGGGGUGUUAGGGCACUCCGAUAAAUUUUGCAAAAGGGUGUACGAAGAAGGUAUCCUCCCGGAGGCCUUACCGUUCGGGUCGUGGAUGAGAGCAGGACCCAGACGUCAAGCGAAGCCAAUAGGGGCUAAGUGGUUGUUGCCAUCAUAG